Molecule: messenger RNA, 3591 nt
Organism: Pseudozyma flocculosa PF-1
Lineage: Eukaryota; Fungi; Basidiomycota; Ustilaginomycetes; Ustilaginales; Ustilaginaceae
Exons: 1
Coding region: 1-3591 (1196 amino acids)
Biological process (GO): positive regulation of DNA-templated transcription
Cellular component (GO): SWI/SNF complex
Molecular function (GO): zinc ion binding; sequence-specific DNA binding
Source: RefSeq, a predicted model, not a curated record
AUGUCGGCGGUCGAGCCGGUGCUAACAGCAUCGUCGUAUCCGACAGACGUGCCGCCGAUCGCCGCGGGCACGCUCAGCUUGGCAGGCGUCAACGGCUCGUCGGCGGGCCCGCUGAAUGGGGUAGUGCCGUCGCACGACGUCAAGAAGGCAGAUAGCGGUGGGCAUGACCCGGUCACCGGCGUCGGCACUGACGGGAGCGGGAUCGACGUCGGGUCGAGCGGCUCGAGCAGCGGCAUGAUCGGGGAGCAUCCAAAUGAAGCCGCACUGGUCGCAGCGGCUGCAGCGAUGGCGGCGGCUCAGGGUCACCACGCGCUGGGCUCAGGCCAAGGCCCGACGGACGGCGUCGACGGCGUCGAAGGCAAAGUCUCUGGCCUCAUGGCUCCCGAGCUCAGCUCUUACUUCCUUGCGGCAGCGGCGUCAAUCCACCAGCAGCAUCAGCAACAGCAAGAGCAGCAGCAGCAGCAAGAAGAACAGCAGCACGACCACGCGCAGACGCAACCACCGGCCGAGAGCGACGGCGCAGCGCCGUGGGGCAUCUAUCCCGUCGGUCCCGACUGGGAGGCGCAGCAGGGACAGAUCCGCGACGCCUGCCAGAUCUACCAGGACGACCGAUGCCCGUUCCCGCUCGACCAAGGGAAGCGGCUGAUCGGCGGCAUCAGGGCCAUCGUCGACGAGGCGACGGCAGAGGCCGGCCCGACAGCGGCGCAGGCCAAGCUGGAUGCGCUGCCAAAGACGACCAUCGACGUCGGCCUCGGCCAGACACGGUGCUACUGGGCUUUGUUGUCGGCCUCUGUCGGCCCGCCGGGCGGUAGCGCCGAGGCGAGCGACGACCUGCGCUUCGUCUACCUCGAUCCUGUCCUCCAGCACCACCUGUGCGAGCAGGCGGACGCCAUGGUCGGCACCAGCUUCUUUGACUACGUCCAUCCAGAGGAGCGGAAGCAGGCCUGCGCCGACAUGCGCAAGAUUGUCGAGAGCCGGACGCUGUUUGGCAGCGUCACGCGGUGCCGGUACUCUCGCCUUCCCCGGAUCCGCGAGAUGCUCGGCGCCACCGACGCUCCGCGCGAUCCGGAAGCGCACAAGUACGUCGAGGACGAGGGCUUUGUCGCCAUCGACAUUGUCAUCAACUGGGUCGGCGACGGCAUGGCGCUGUGCUUCUUCCACGCCAUCAUCGACAAGGGCCCAGAGGACAACGAUGAGGCCAACAAGUCGACGUGGACCAACUGGUGCGGUACCCCGGCCGGCGCCUUUACGCUCAGGGAGUGCGAGCGCAUGUGGAGGCAGGUCAAGGCCUCGGAGCGCGAGCCCCUCACCCUGCCGGGCCCCAACCACGUCUUCCAGGUGCUCGAGGCUGGGGAGGGUGGUCAGGUCCUCUUCAGCUGGCCACCACCGCGCCUCUUCCCUGGCGACGCCGACGAGCGGCUGGUCGAGCUGUCGCAGAUUGCGUCGUUCAACGACGGAUCCUACUUUGCCCACGACUUUGCCCGCUACGCGCAGGGCGUGUCUGUGGCGCCCGGCUCGUCGCAGCUGUCCGACGCUAACACGAGCUGCACCCGCCGCUUCAAGGCCAAGCACCAAUUUGCCACCGAGGGCAUCUUCAAGGUCAUCGAGAGUGUCCUGAUCCCGUACGGCGGCAUCGUCCUGGCGUGCUUCCAGAUCGUCUACCAGGGGCCGAUGCCCGAGCCGGACCCAGAGCUGAUCGAGCAGGCCCGGGCCACGCUCGAGGCCGCACGUGGUCAGAUUCGCAAGAACGACGACGACGGCGGCGGCGAUGCGCCCAACAAGCGCAGCCGGGACGAGGACUGGGCGCCGGCCGGAGCGGCUUCCGAGGGCACGCAGCGGCCCGUCUCUCCACCGCAGCCCCAGGCGGCGCCGCUUCCCUCGAGUGGAGACGGGCAGGCACAGGUGCACCCGCACCCGCAGCCGCCCUCGUCGUCGACGCCGCCGACCCGGCAGCCACCAGAGCCUGGCAUCAAGGCGAACGUCACCGAGGGUACGCCCUGGAACCAAGCGUACGGCAACCUGCCCCGCGAUCCGAGCCUCGGCUCGCUCAACUCGCUCGCCAACGCCAGCAUCGAGUAUGCUGCCGGGCUCCAGGAGCGCCCCGCGCGCGACACGCAGCACGACAAACCGCACCGGCCAUUCGACGACCAGAACCCGCCCAUCAGCGGACUCGGCGGCGCCAACGAUCCCGGCGGAAGCGUCGCGACGCUUGCCGCCGUGGCCGCCGCCGCCGCCGCCCAGACAAAGUGCUGCACCGGCUGCGGAAAGAGCAACAGUCCGGAGUGGAGGCGCGGCCCCUCGGGCCACAAGACCCUCUGCAACGCAUGCGGCCUGCGCUACGCGCGCUCCCUGACGCGGCGCAAGAAAAAGAAGGGCAAGGACGGCGAGAUUGAAUUUAUCGAACCCACCGGCGACCCCUCGGUGGUGCCAAAGAGCCGCGGCGGCGGCGGCGGAAGCCUGCCGGGCGUGCACCGCAAGUCGAGCAAGAAGAGAAAGGCCGAAGAGGAGCUCAAGGCGGCCGCGGCCGCCUCGGGGGCAUCCGCUGCCGGCGGCAGCCCGUCUACGAACGGAUCCCCGACGCCAUCCGCGACGCCCGCAAGCGUGGAUGGCCAGGUGAAGUCCACGCCGGCGCCCGCGCCCGCGCCUGCUUCCGGCCAGGGUCAGGGCCAGCCCGACGUCAAGCCGACGGCCGCAUCGCCUGCAACCCGCGCUCCUGCCACACCCGUCCCUUCGGCCGCAAUCGCAGCCGCUGCUGCUAGGGCGGCGGCAGCAGCAGCAGCAGCGGCAGCACCUCCGGCCCCCGCUGGUGCCUCCUCUGCCGCAUCCUCAGCGGCCCCCUCGACACCCGCUCGACAGCAGCCAAACGGCAGCCAACCGUCAGCGGCACCGGUCCAGCCGCCAACGACCAAGAUCGAAGAGCCGACGGCCACCACGACUGCGUCCAUCACGAUUCCCACCAGCAUCAACGCCGCGGCGCUCGGGGCGCCCGCGGCGACACCACCCCGCCCGGACGUCGAGGGGCAAUCAUCCAGCCUGGCAGACGCGCAGGGCGCCCCGGCCAGCGUGCCGGCCAUCUCGGUCCCUGUCAGCGGCGCCGAAGGCCUCAACCUCGCCGUCAGUGCCGCAGCCCUCCAGUCGCUCGGCGCCUUUGACGCCAACGCCGUGUCGCAGGUCCUCUUUGGCCAGCUGGGGCCCCUGGCCGGCUCCGGCGCCACGGCGGCGCCCGUCCCCUGCGCCCGCCCCCGUCUCUUCGAUCGACGCCGCCGCCGACAGCAAGGCCCAGGCCCGCAGCGCAUCACAGCCGCUCUUGACCGAGCCCGACCCGCUCUCGGCAGACGCGCUCCAGGCCGCCGCCCAGGCUGCCAUCGCCCAGGGCGCCGGUGCGCUGCCAGACGUCGAGAUGGCCGACCAGAGCAGCAGCUCAGCCCCGCCCGCCGUCUGAAGCGCCGGCCAGCAGCCGAAAAAGGACCCACAUCUCCCAUGCUCCCUUGUCCCGGUUCCCUCCUUUAUCCUUGCUACUCCAUGUCGCUCCCUCGUCGUCGUCGUCGUCGUCGCUGUUGUGCAGUAGGUGCUGUGGUCGUUGUUGUAUGA